ACGAAGCGUAUAGUGUACAGAUUUUUGGCGUCGAUCGAUUGAAAUUAGAAUCGGAGUGAAACCCAACUCCCAUAUACACCCAGCAGCCAACCCUUUUUUCUACGUACUUGGGAUUUCCGAUGGGCAAACUCUCCUCCGCCGUUGAAAUCCCCGACGAUCGGCGUCGCAGCCCCCACAAUAACGGCCGCUAUUCACGGCAAUCUGAAAUCCCCGACGAUCGGCGUCGCAGCCCCCGCGAUAACGGCCGCUAUUCACGGCAAUCUGACGCCUCAGCCGACCUCCACCGUCGCCGCCGCCGCAGUUUUAGCCGGAGCCGCAGUCGCAGCCGCAGCCGCAGUUUCAGCCCAACAAACGUCUACGCAAGGUACGAACACAAUUCCACUCAUAAUCGUAGCCGUCGAUCGUAUUCGCCCGAUUACUCAAACCCUAGAAGAAGCCCUAGGUCCGAAACCCUAAAAUCAGAGAGAAAAUUCGGCUAUGGAGAUCGAAAGAAUCGCGACGCACCACCAUACCUUGAUCGCGAUUACAGGAACGAAAGGGUUCCUGAAGCUGAAGCGGAGUCGGACGAAGAACUGAGAGGUUUGAGCUUUGAAGAUUACCGGAGGCUCAAGCGCCAGAAACUUAGGAAGAUGUUUACGUUGAAGAGUUAUGUUUGGGAUCUCACGCCUAGCCCUCCUAGACACGAGAACGAUCCAUACGAACAAGAACCGGAGGAAAUUACAGACAAGUACGAAGAGGAGAAAGGAAACAGCAGCGAUUCAAGUGACAAAGUGAAAGAUAGAGGGGCGAAAUCAGAUCCCAAUUCGGAAUCGGAAUCGGAAUCAGAAUCAGCAUCUGAUUCGGAUGAUUCGCGAUCGAGGAGGAAGAGGAAGAGCAGGAGUUCUAGGCGUAGAAGUAGGAAAUCGGAAUCAGCCGGUGAUAGUGAAUCGGAUGAGUUGAGUGAUGAUGAUUCGGAAGAAGAUGAAGAAGAAGAAGAAGAUAGGAGACGGAGAAAGAAGUCGAGGAGUAGACAAAGCAGGCCAAGAAAGAGCCGUAGGAGGAUUAGUAAGGGGAAGCGGAGUAGUACAAGGAAGAGUAGGGAUAUCGAUUCUGACGAAAGUGAGAGCGAAGCUAGUGAAAAUGAGGAAUCUUCGGAUGAUCAAGUGAAAUCAAAGAAGCUGAGACGCUCCUCCUUGCAAUCUAAGAGGAGCAAGAAAAAGAGAGAAUCAGAUGCUGGGAGUUUGGAUUCAGAUGAGAAUUCUGAUUCUGAAGUUGAUGCAAAAAAUAUAUCUAAGGUAGAUGACGCGAUGACUAUUGAGGACGAUAGUGAAUUGCUUAUGUUCAAAGAGAUGAUUGAAUCGAGAAAGAAAUCUGCUUUAGAGAAUGAGCCAGUGGUUGGACCAAUGCCAUUGCCUAGGGCUGAAGGACAUAUUAGCUAUGGAGGGGCACUCCGGCCUGGUGAAGGUGAUGCCAUUGCUCAGUAUGUUCAACAAGGAAAGCGUAUCCCACGGAGAGGUGAAGUCGGUCUUUCAGCGGAGGAGAUUCAGAAAUUUGAGAGCCUUGGGUAUGUGAUGAGUGGUAGUAGGCAUCAAAGGAUGAAUGCUAUUCGUAUCAGGAAAGAAAACCAGGUUUAUAGUGCGGAAGAUAAGAGGGCUUUGGCAAUGUUUAACUAUGAGGAGAAGGCGAAGCGGGAACAGAAGGUUAUGGCUGAUCUGCAGCGGCUGGUGCAACGCCACAUCGGACAGGAUGCUGGCCCUUCUCAUGAUCCUUUUGCUGGAAGGGAGGGUGCUGAUGCUUGAUAUUCAUCAGAGAUUCACAAGCUCUAGUUCGGGCAUUGUAAAGAGGAGAUGUAUCUGGUCUGGAAUCACAAUGAGGAGGUAUACAAGUUCUGUUGAGGAUGCUGUGGGUAGGUCGUCCAGUUGAAUUGAUCCACUGUUGACAAAAUUGAUUUUUUUUAAGGCACUACUAGCUGUUCUCAGCAGCAUCUCAGCUGGAUGCUUGAUUAUGACACUCAAUUGGUAAUAGCCUUGAAGGGAAUUUGUUAUAAAAACCCCCAACUAUUUUUCUUGCUUGAUAAUCAUGUGAUUUGGUUUUUCACUAAGCAUCAAUGUAUGAUUUUUACAUAGUGACAAGUUAUUUCCCCAUAAUUUCCGUUGAUAA
This is a messenger RNA of Camellia sinensis, 2139 nucleotides long. RefSeq lists its product as uncharacterized. Gene Ontology annotation, cellular component: nucleus. The record is from RefSeq and is a predicted model, not a curated record. Lineage: Eukaryota; Viridiplantae; Streptophyta; Magnoliopsida; Ericales; Theaceae. Gene Ontology annotation, biological process: regulation of gene expression. Gene Ontology annotation, molecular function: chromatin binding.